Molecule: messenger RNA, 535 nt
Organism: Rhipicephalus microplus (southern cattle tick)
Lineage: Eukaryota; Metazoa; Arthropoda; Arachnida; Ixodida; Ixodidae
Gene: Awh
Product: LIM/homeobox protein arrowhead
Biological process (GO): regulation of transcription by RNA polymerase II; neuron differentiation
Cellular component (GO): nucleus
Molecular function (GO): RNA polymerase II transcription regulatory region sequence-specific DNA binding; DNA-binding transcription factor activity, RNA polymerase II-specific
Source: RefSeq, a predicted model, not a curated record
CCAGUUCGCUGCCAAGUGCGCCAAGUGUAGCCGGGCCAUCGGUGCCUCCGACUUCCGGCGUGCCCGUGAGCAGGUCUACCAUUUGGCCUGCUUCGCUUGUGACGCCUGCAAGCGGCAGCUCUCCACCGGUGAGGAGUUCGCGCUGCAUGACGGACGGGUGCUGUGCAAAAGCCAUUACAUUUCCACUCUCGAAGGGAACAAUGAAAACAGCGAACAGGAGUGCGGGUCAGGAAGCUCUGGUGGUGGCUCAGGUGGAGGAGGCGGCUCCAAAGCCAAGACAAAGCGAGUGCGUACAACCUUUACCGAAGAGCAGCAGGUGCUGCAGGCCAACUUCAACCUGGACUCGAACCCGGACGGGCAGGACCUGGAGCGCAUCGCGCAGAUCACGGGGCUCAGCAAGCGCGUCACCCAGGUGUGGUUCCAGAACUCACGCGCCCGUCAAAAGAAGUACUUCAACAACCAGGCAAAAAAAGCCUUUGGGAAAGAAGCGCACUUGGUCGACACUACUGUUGGCAGCCUUAACGAGGCCGGAAAG